Molecule: messenger RNA, 4952 nt
Organism: Scleropages formosus (Asian bonytongue)
Lineage: Eukaryota; Metazoa; Chordata; Actinopteri; Osteoglossiformes; Osteoglossidae
Gene: llgl2
Product: LLGL scribble cell polarity complex component 2
Exons: 26
Coding region: 290-3349 (1019 amino acids)
Biological process (GO): regulation of establishment or maintenance of cell polarity; regulation of Notch signaling pathway; cortical actin cytoskeleton organization
Cellular component (GO): cortical actin cytoskeleton; plasma membrane; cytoplasm
Molecular function (GO): myosin II binding; GTPase activator activity
Source: RefSeq, a predicted model, not a curated record
GAGCCGAGCGAGGCGAGGCGAAUCGAAUCGAGUCUGGAGCCGAGAGCGGGCGGCGGAGCGGCAGGAAACGCCGAGGCUGCUGUCCAGGAGCGAAAGAGGAACGGUUAGAGAGAACUAGGUUAACCGCGUUUCCAGAGAAACGAGGAGCGGGCCGGUAGAGGGAGAAAUUACCUACUCCCUCCAGAAAAGGAGCGGGGGGGAAAGGAGAAAAAGUGGACGGAGCUGGGACGACCUCAGAGUCAGGAAGUGCAGUGUGAAGGCACAGCAGGGGUAGACUCGCCGUGGGAGGAUGAAGAGGUUCCGGCGACACGGGCAGGAGUCGCACAGGGACAAGCUCAAACAGGAGCUCUACCAGUUCAACAAGACUGUGGAGCAUGGAUUCCCCCACCAGCCCAGCGCUCUGGGGUACAGCCCCAGUCUGCAGCUUUUGGCCAUUGGGACCCGGUCUGGUGCCAUCAAGCUCUAUGGAGCUCCAGGUGUUGAGUUCAUGGGUCUCCAUGAAGAGAAUGCUGCUGUCACUAGAGUGUUCUUCCUCCCAAAUCAGGUUGAGCUGGUGACUCUCCUUGAUGACAACAACUUGCACAUGUGGACCCUUCAGGCACACCAAGGUCUCUCAGAGCUUCUGGAAAUUGGACGAUUCACGCUGACUGGGCCACCGGGUGCCCCUCCAAGUGUAACACGUAUCACAGCUGUGCUUGCACAUUCAUCGGGUGAACUCCUGCUGCUUGGCACGGAAGGAGGCCACGUGUUUGUGGUGGAGGUUCCGGGCUUCCGGGAGCUAGAGGACAAGAACAUCAGCCUGGAGGCUGUACAGAGCCGAGCUCCAGAGGGGCGCAGAAACUUGGAGAGUGUGGAGGACCUUCAGGAGAACCCCCUGAACCCCCGACAAGUGCUGGUGGGGUAUGGCCGUGGUCUCAUGGUACUGUGGGAUCUGGAUGUCAAGUGUGCUGUCCAGCACUUCAUGGGCUCUCAGUUGGAGAGUGUGUGGUGGAUGCCAGAUGGGGAACACAUCCUUAGUUCCCAUAGUGACGGGAGCUACUGCAGGUGGAUGGUGAACGGCGAGGACACUCAAAAUGAGCCUGAGAAGGAAGUGCCCUACGGCAACUUCCCGUGUAAAGCCAUUACUAAAAUCAUACAGCUGCCAACGACACGAGGGCCCCCAUUUUUAAUCUUCAGCGGCGGCAUGCCUCGAGCCAGCUAUGGAGAUCGCCACUGUAUAUCAGUCAUCAGUGGCAAGACUCACGUGGCACUGGACUUCACUUCCCGCAUCAUCGACUUCUUUGUCAUUGGAGAAGGGGAACGGCAGAAAGGAAACCCAAGUGCACUGGUGGUACUGGUGGAGGAGGAGCUGGUGGUAGUGGAUUUGCAGACGGAGGGCUGGCCCAUCAUACAGACACCCUACUUGGUCCCUUUACACUCCUCGGCCAUCACCUGCUCACACCAUGUCUCCGGCAUUCCCCUUAAGCUGUGGGAGCGGCUGCAGACUGCAGGAAAGCUUCAGAAAACACACUACUCGUCCAAGCCAUGGCCACUGAUCGGAGGAAAAAACCUGUCCCCUGAUCCCCCCCAGCGGGACCUGCUGCUUACAGGACAUGAAGAUGGUACAGUUCGAUUCUGGGACGCAUCAGGCGUGUGCUUGUACCCCAUGUACAAGCUGAGCACCGCUAGUGUGUUUCAGACAGAUGCCGAUCUCAAUGACAACAUGAACCAGGGUUUGGAGGGAGAGUGGCCGCCUUUCCGUAAGGUGGGCUGCUUUGAUCCCUACAGUGAUGACCCUAGGUUGGGCAUCCAGAAGAUACACCUGUGCAAAUAUAGUGGGUACCUGGCUGUUGCAGGCACUGCGGGUCAGAUUCUUGUGCUGGAGCUGAACGAUGAAUCACUGGAGCAGAGUGUGGAGGGGACUCUGGUGGAUCUGCUGCAGGGCCAGGAGGGUUUCCGCUGGAAGGGCCAUGCACGGCUGGAGGAGCGGGAAGAAUCUGUGAACUUCCCACCUGGCUUCCAGCCCUUCGCCCUGAUACAGUGCCAGCCACCAGCCGUGGUCACUGCCCUCACUCUGCACUCAGAGUGGAAGCUGGUGGCCUUUGGCACCAGCCAUGGCUUUGGCCUCUUUGACUACCAGCAGAAGAACACAGUCCUGGUCAGGUGCACACUGAACCCCAGUGAUCAGCUGGCUAUGGAGGGGCCGCUUUCCCGCGUCAAGUCCAUCAAAAAGUCGCUACGGCAGUCUUUCCGUCGCAUCCGCCGCAGCCGUGUGUCCAUGCGCAAGCAGCACACCAACAAUGCUGCCAAGCUCCAGGAGAUCAACGCUCGGAUGGAAGCAGAAGCUCUUCAGGAGAUGGAGCUGGCCCCGGUGCAGAGAAAAAUCGAGGCGCGCUCUUCUGAUGACUCCUUCACUGGCCUUGUCCGCGCACUCUAUUUUGCCGACUCGUUCCUCAGUGACAGCACUCACAACACCCCCUCGCUGUGGGCAGGCACCAAUGGUGGCUCCAUUUUUGCCUACACCCUUCGCCUGCCACCUACUGAACGCCGAGCUGAGGAGCCCGUCACAGCCCACCCUGCCAAAGAGAUCCAAUUGAUGCACCGUGCCCCAGUGGUGGGCCUGUUGAUCCUGGAUGGGCGUGGUGCCCCUCUUCCAGAGCCCCUGGAGGUGGCCCAUGACCUCGCCCGCAGCCCAGACAUGCAGGGCUCUCACCACUUGCUGGUUGUCUCUGAGGAGCAGUUCAAGGUUUUCACACUGCCCAAGGUGAGCUCCAAGAUGAAGCUAAAGCUGACAGCAGUUGAGGGUUCACGUGUGCGACGUGUGAGUGUGGCCUGGUUUGCCAGCAGCCGCACAGAAGAGUACGGCGAGAACGGUCUGGUGGUGCUCACCAACCUAGGUGAUCUGCAUGUGCUCUCACUACCCCACAUCAAGAUGCAGGUGCAUUACCCUUGCAUCCGUCGAGAAGACAUCAGCGGCAUCGCUUCAUGCGUCUUCACCAAGCAUGGGCAAGGAUUCUACCUGAUCUCUCCCUCUGAGUUUGAGCGCUUCUCCCUCUCUGCCCGGUGGGUGGUUGCACCCAAGUGCCUGGUUGAAGCCCCACACCAGGCUUCCACUUCCUCAGGCAAACACCACAAGUCCAGGGCACAGCCUGAUGGUGUUGCUGUGGGGCACAGAGGUGAAAGUGAAGAUGGUGAGAGCUCUGCCAGGCGCGUCAUGGAGCAUGCUUUGCUGAAUGAUGAGCAGGUGCUGAAGGAGAUCCAGAAAUCUCUAGAAGGAGAUCAAACCACACACCUGGAAAACAACCUGAAAAUAAAAGCAGCCAGUGGUGUGAUGAGCAAUGGAGGUGAGCUUCCACAGAAUAUAGACUGAGCCCCACUUUGCUGUGCCUGAGGGACUUUGGAGUUGAGCAGCACUCUAUCCUUGCCAAUAACCACCACGACAACACUACUACUGCUAACAUUACAACUACUGAACCCCAAGGCCAGCCAAGGAGGGAAUCCCCCCACCUCCCCCAAACUCAACGCACUGAUUCUGAACAGGGAGGAUGGGCAAGGGAGUCUGCCAUGUGUGCCUCAAAUGACCACUGUAUCUCCACCAGCCUUCCAUACCCCCCACUGACCUUUAAACUUUUAUGCCUCCGCACCUGCAAACCCUCUGCCUUUCCUUCCUUUCCAGAGGAAGAGGAAGGAAUAUAGGAAUGUCUUCAAAGUGGCAAAGGGAUAUGAAAGGCUGGAGAAGGGCUGUUUUUUUGUUUUUAAUACUUUUAAUAUGUUUUUAUAUUUAAGUAGACUUGUGAUUUCUCUAUUUAAAGUUAAUCACGUUGAUUCUAAACCUCUUAUUUGUACACACAACAGCAUUUACAAGGGAAAAGUAAAAUUACCACUAUUUUAGGAGGACUUGUGUAAGGCAGUUAGGUGCAUAUUAGAAGCUUGAGUUCAGUAUUUCUUUUAAUUCACUGUUAAUAAACAGCAACAUAAGAGUUUGUGCUAACACCUUGCGAGAGAUUUAUUAAUGGUAGGUGUAAUUUUUUUUAGGGACUUUAGUAAUGUAACUUCUGCAGUGAACCACAAAGAGGUUUGUCCAUUGUAGAGUUUGUGAGUGCUGGAAGAAUCAUGUUCAUUUCAAAGAGAGUAUAGAGUUCAGGCAGUGCUUUAAAGCAUUAGCUCUAGCUCUGUGAAGUCUAAAACGUAAUCACUUAUAAGUUAUGUGUUUGUUUUUCAGAGAGGUGGUUUAGAGAAUUGAUUGCAAAACUUGUGAAAUUUUGUUGAAGAAAUCAGUAAUGGAUUUCAUAUAGCAGCUAAUGAUUUUUUCUAAAUGCUUAAUUAUGAUCAUAGUGUUAGUUGUUUGACAGCUGUGUGCUGAUUAACACUUUUUCUGACAUCUUUAUUUACUUUUGAAAAAUUGUAGAAGGCAUUAAUUUCGUCACUGUACACUUUUGAAGCAAACGAAAUUGAUUGCAGUGUGUUCUCCCUACGGUAUGUCUGGUUAUUUAUAAAUAUGCGCAUACUUACAUGUGCAGUAUGAGUCCCAUACACUAUUUACUUUUCUUUGACUUGUACCUUCUAAUAAGCACCUAAUUAGUCUGUCACAGUUGGUCUACUUAAGAGUGUCAAGCAACAGAAUUGUAGUAAAGCAGUUUUGGCAGAAGAUGCAAAGAAAGUGGAAAUAUACGCAAGACUUCAAGGGGUCAUGGAGUGUGGAAGCAUCUUGCAACGUGAACUAGACACAGGGAUUGAAAAUGGAAAUGGGAAAGUACCCUUGAACUUGAUGUGUUCAGGCCCUGGACAGUAUUAAUAAUGAAUUAGAGUGCCAAUCUAUGAUGGCUUCUUGGCUGUCCUGGUGGUGCUGACAUGUGGGCUUCAAGGUUACAGUCAAAAGAAUUGUCAUUAGGUACUUUUCCACUGCUGUGUAGCACAUUUUGUACUUCUUAAGGGGAACAACUUUCUAUGGGGUCUUUUUUAAUGUAAACAAU